AUGAUAUCUGUGUGCUUCCGCCAUGGAGUGGAGGUCGGCAACCACAAGUCUGCUCAUAAAUUUAGGUUCAUGGAUGCUGGUGGGUAUGUAGCUUUGCAAGAUGACAGGAUGAAUGGUUGGACUAUCAUGGAACUUCAUCGACUCCUAAUGUCAGUUGAAAAGUGUCAAAUCGGAAAUUGGAAAGAUGUAUCCUGUUCUGUGCGAACACGAUCAAGCAAAAGCUGUGAGAAACUGUUCAGCACUCUUUUCACUCGACAAACGUUCGGAAGGUUGUGCUGGGAGAAGGCCAAGAAGAGAUGGAAAAGUAACUUCAGGUCGAUGCGAUGGAACGUGCUUCACAAACCCCCACGUAAGAAUCCGAGGCUUACAUCAAGUCAGCUUCAGUCGCUGACAUAUGACAAAAACCGGGAUGAAUAUGAAUGUGAAGCUUUAAAUGACGCUGAGGCAUGGUUGACGGACGCCUAUUCUGAUCCAGACGGCGACAAAUAUUUCUUGGCUCUGAAAGCGUUGCAAGUGGACUUGGUUGCCAAAAACGUGUUUGUGCGCAAUCGCAUGAGAAAGGCUGCUGAUAAACAUGAUUUGGGUCGCGAAUUUUUUGGUUUUGGCCGGCUGGACUACCGGCCGGGAUGUGGGACAGCAUCGUCUGCCGGCGCGUCUGAGGUGUCUUUCGUCGUUCGUGAUGCAGUCAAGAAAGAAGAAUGGUGA
Messenger RNA from Notodromas monacha, 705 nucleotides. NCBI's taxonomy places the organism in Eukaryota, Metazoa, Arthropoda, Ostracoda, Podocopida, Cyprididae. The record is from the annotation of a GenBank genome assembly.